Messenger RNA from Manis pentadactyla (Chinese pangolin), 2036 nucleotides. RefSeq names its product coagulation factor XII (gene F12). The transcript has 14 exons. Gene Ontology annotation, biological process: zymogen activation; blood coagulation. Gene Ontology annotation, molecular function: serine-type endopeptidase activity; calcium ion binding. The record is from RefSeq and is a predicted model, not a curated record. Gene Ontology annotation, cellular component: rough endoplasmic reticulum; extracellular region. Lineage: Eukaryota; Metazoa; Chordata; Mammalia; Pholidota; Manidae. Bases 33 to 1904 code for a protein of 623 amino acids.
UUGACCAAUUCUAUUGAUCUGGACUCUUGGGAAUGCAGUUGGACCAAAGGACAGAUACCAUGAAGGCUGUGCUGCUCCUGGGGUCCCUGCUGGUGAGCCUGGAGUCAGUGCUUUUGACUCCACCUUGGAAAGCCCCCAGGCAGCAUAAGCACAGAGCAGAUGAGCACACAGUAGUGCUCACCGUCACUGGGGAGCCCUGCCACUUCCCCUUCCAGUACCACCGGCAGCUGUACCACAAAUGCAUCACUAGGGGCCGGCCUGGCCCCCUGCCCUGGUGUGCUACCACCCCCAACUUUGAGCAGGACCAGCAAUGGGCAUACUGCCUGGAGCCCAAGAAAGUGAAAGACCACUGCAGCAAACAGAACCCCUGCCAGAAGGGGGGGACCUGUGUGAACAUGCCAGGAGGCCCACACUGCAUCUGUCCAGAACACUUCACUGGGAAUCACUGCCAGAGAGAGAAGUGCUUUGAGCCUCAGCUUCUUCAAUUCUUCCAUGAGAAGGAAAUUUGGUACAGGCUUUGGCCAGUAGGUGUGGCCAAGUGCUGGUGUAAGGGUCCAGAUGCCCAAUGCAAGCAGCUGGCCAGCCAGGUCUGCAGCAGUAACCCUUGCCUCAACGGGGGCCACUGCCUAGAGGCAGAUGGCCACCGCCUAUGCCGUUGCCCUGCGGGCUAUGCCGGACACAUUUGCGAUGUGGACAUUGGCGCGAGCUGCUACUACGGUCGAGGGCUCAGUUACCGCGGGGCUGCCAGGACCACCAUCUCGAACGCACAGUGCCAGCCAUGGGCCUCGGAGGCCACCUACCGGAACGUGACAGCAGAGCAAGCGCUGAAAUGGGGACUGGGCGACCAUGCCUUCUGCCGGAACCCGGACAAUGACACCCGCCCGUGGUGUUUCGUAUGGAGCGGCAACCGGCUGAGCUGGGAAUAUUGCCGCCUGGCACAAUGCCAGGCCCCAGCCCCGACGACACCCCAGAUCCCGUCUCCAACCGGGGUCCCCUCUGGGCAUCAGGACCUCAACUUGCCCUCGCUUCCCGCAUUGCAGAAGCCUCCGCCCACGCCUGCAGGCUGGGCUCUUCACGCGGCCUCGCGCGCGACAUCCCAGGCGCCGACUCCUCUGCCCAGCACGGACUUGGCGGGCUGUGGACAGCGGCUCCGGAAACGGCUGUCCUCGCUGAGCCGCGUCGUCGGGGGACUGGUGGCGCUGCCCGGCGCACACCCCUACAUCGCCGCACUAUACUGGGGCCACAGUUUCUGCGCCGGCAGCCUCAUUGCCUCCUGCUGGGUGCUGACCGCGGCUCACUGCCUCCAGAACCGGCCGGCGCCCGAGGAGCUAACUGUGGUGCUUGGCCAGGACCGCCAUAACCAGACCUGCAAGCAGUGCCAGACGCUGGCCGUGCGCGCCUACCGCCUGCACGAGGCCUUCUCGCCCAUCACCUACCAGCACGACCUAGCUCUGCUGCUCCUGCAGGAGAGCGCUGAAGGCCGCUGCGCGCUCCCGUCGCCUUUCGUUCAGCCCGUGUGCCUGCCCAGCCACUCCGAACCCGAGGCCGAGCUCUGCGAGGUGGCUGGCUGGGGCCACCAGUUCGAGGGGGCUGAGGAAUAUUCCAGCUUCCUGCAGGAGGCCCAGGUGCCGCUCCUCACUCGUGAACUCUGCUCCACCCCUGGUGCACAUGGAACUGCCUUUGCUCCUGGGAUGCUCUGUGCUGGCUUCCUGGAGGGCGGCACUGAUGCAUGCCAGGGUGACUCUGGAGGCCCACUGGUGUGUGAGGAUGAGGCUGCUGGGCACCGGCUCAUCCUGCGAGGCAUUGUCAGCUGGGGCUCGGGUUGUGGUGACCGCCACAAACCUGGUGUCUACACAGACGUAGCCAACUACCUGACCUGGAUUCGGGAACACACCAGUUCCUGACUGCCCAGGGAUUCAUCUUCCCCGCCUGGGCGAUUCUGGAAUGGGAGGGUGACUGGGGAAUGAUUGUGAACUGCAAGAAGAGUGUUACAUUCCUCCAUUACCGCCAGCCCAGGGUCAGGCAUGGAAUAGGCA